Boeremia exigua is the source of this 1197-nucleotide messenger RNA. Its product is annotated as NAD-P-binding protein. Lineage: Eukaryota; Fungi; Ascomycota; Dothideomycetes; Pleosporales; Didymellaceae. The coding region runs from base 102 to 965 and encodes 287 amino acids. The record is from RefSeq and is a predicted model, not a curated record. The transcript is spliced from 2 exons.
CCCGUGAGAGGUCCCCGCAACCUUAAGCAACAAGCUUUCCCCGCCUCGUUGUACUCGUGGAUUCUACGCCAAACCACUAUCAUCACCAUUGGGCCAGCACAAUGGAUAAUAUAUCCCUCGGACUGGGCCUAGAAGGCUCUCAUGUUCUAGUUACUGGCGGGGCUGGCCUUAUUGGGCGUGUUGUUGUUGAUCAUUUCAUCGCAGCAGGUGCGAAGGUGUCGUCGCUUGACAUCGUAUAUCCCUCGAUAUCUCAACAAGGCAGUGCUCCGUCAGACACGGGUCACCCGGCACUCAUUCCCGUCCACUGCGAUGUGUCGAACGAAACAGAGGUGCACCAAGCUUUCGCAACAGCUGUCGCUACUCAUGGCCCAGUUGAUGUCGUGAUAGCGUUGGCAUCUCUCGACCUCUCGGUCCUACGUCCUAGGCCAUUCGCUGAUGCAUCAUUCGAUCAGCUACGAGCCGUGCUUAAUACCAACGUCGCUGGCACAUGGUUGACUGCACGCGAGUGGACGCGUGGCUUACGUCAAGCAAGGCACAGCGGCACGCCGAUGCGGCAUCCCAACCUAAUCAUCGUUGGCAGCGAAAGCGGCCUCUUCGGUGAACGAUAUAACGCAGAAUACAGUCUUGGCAAGAGUGCUGUUCAAGGGGGCUUACUCCACUCCCUUCGAAUGGACGUCCCAAAGGAAUGGCCUGGAGCCCGUGUCAAUGUAAUCGCUCCAGGGCCGGUUCGAACGGAGCGAUGGGAACAAGAGUGUGAACAAAACCCAGACCAAUACUAUCUUGAGGCCCAAGCAACGACCGCAUUAGGCGAGCCAGUCCCUGUUAAAGCUGUCGCCAUGACUAUCUUGUCUGUCGCCAGCCACAAUUUCAGCAGUCAUGUUCACGGGCAGGUUAUCGCCGUUGAUGGUGGCAAGCAAGGCAAGGUCGUGUGGACACAGGAUGUGGCGCCUAAGCCUUACGAGUAGCUCCACUCGAGCUUGUCCGAUCUCUUCAUAGCCAUUGACGUCACAGGCUGUCUUACUCUCCAAGAAGGUAUAAUCUACUGCAGGUCUCAGAAGUUAUGUUUGCGCAAGCCGGUUUCGAUUAGCUCUAUUAGCGUAGUACGACUAUCCGUCCCAGCAGCCUGGCUUUCACAUCCAAAGCGUCUUAAUACGACGGUUAGACCCCUGCUGUUGUUCGCCCUAGACCAUGUUGGCA